Cyclopterus lumpus (lumpfish) is the source of this 2774-nucleotide messenger RNA. It is a transcript of the gene lrpap1, whose product is annotated as low density lipoprotein receptor-related protein associated protein 1. Gene Ontology annotation, molecular function: very-low-density lipoprotein particle receptor binding; lipase binding; heparin binding. The coding region runs from base 141 to 1184 and encodes 347 amino acids. The transcript is spliced from 8 exons. Gene Ontology annotation, biological process: negative regulation of receptor internalization; negative regulation of very-low-density lipoprotein particle clearance. The record is from RefSeq and is a predicted model, not a curated record. Gene Ontology annotation, cellular component: rough endoplasmic reticulum lumen; endoplasmic reticulum-Golgi intermediate compartment; endosome. NCBI's taxonomy places the organism in Eukaryota, Metazoa, Chordata, Actinopteri, Perciformes, Cyclopteridae.
AAGGAAGUGCGCUCCCAUUUUGAGCACAUGACUUGUGGUGCUCCAGUGUGCCACAACAAAACAUUUGUAGCCUUGUCUCGGUAGUUUUGUCCCCCCCCCCCCCAAACGCGUCUUUUUGGCUGUGAAGAGUUGUUUUGAGAAUGAAGCUGCGGUGUUUAGUCGUCGCUCUGUGCGUCGGUGUGGGCGCAAUGGCCGGGAAAUACUCCCGUGAAUUUAACGAGCCCGAGCCGAGCGGCGGUGAUGGGCAGACGAUGGAGUUCAGGAUCGCUAAAUUGAACCAGGUGUGGGAGAAGGCGAAACGGAUGCAGUUGUCCCCAGUGCGGCAGGCUGAACUGCACAGUGACAUAAAGAUCCAGGAGAAAGAUGAGCUGCAGUGGAAGAAGGUGAAAGUGCAGGGGUUGGAUGAAAAUGGGGAGAAAGAGGCCCAGCUCCGACGUAACUUCAAUGUGAUCCUGGCCAAAUAUGGAAUGGAUGGGAAAAGAGACACUCGACCACUGGAGAGCAACCACCUGAAGGACCACGACACCAAAGAGGGAGACACGUUUGAAGAUCCAAGGCUGGACAAACUAUGGAACAAGGCCAAGAGCUCAGGGAAGUUCUCCAACGAGGAGUUGCUGAGUCUGAAGAGGGAGUUCCAGCAUCACAAGGACAAGACCUACGAGUACAACAUCCUCAUGGACACUGUCAGCAGGACUGAAGAAAUACACAAGAAUGUGAUAUCUUCCCUGGAGGGUGACACCAAAGAGCAUGUGCUACACCAGAAGCACACAGACCUGAAGCAGAAAAUGAGAGACCUCAACCAGGGCUUUGAGCGCCUCAGUAAACUCAGCCAUGAGGGCUUCACUGAAGACAGCGAGUUUCGGGAGCCCCGUGUGAUUGAACUGUGGGAGGCUGCCAAGAGAGCGAACCUCAGCUCCGACGAGUUGGACUCUCUCAAGGAGGAGCUGCGUCAUUUUGAGACCAAGGUGGAGAAGCACAGCCAUUACCAGGAGCAGCUGGAGCUUUCCCACCAGAAGUUGCGACAUGUGGAGUCUUUAGGAGACAAAGAGCACAUAAAGAGGAACCAGGAAAAGUAUGAAACACUUGCUGAGAAAACCAGGGAGAUGGGGUACAAGAUGAAGAAACAUAUGCAGGACUUGUCUAACAAGAUCUCCCGUGAGGGACUCGGGCAUAUUGAGCUCUGAGAGGCUCGGAUCAUGAACUGAAAUCAUUCCCCCCACAACGCUCCCCAGAGAAAAGAAAUCAGUUUUCUACUUUUCCAGUGUUAUUUAAAAAAAAAAAAUAUUUUAGUAACCGAUGAAUCGUGGGUUGUUUGUACAUAAUAUACAUAUGGAAACCACUUACAUACUAGUCUGAUACAACUAAUGGCAGGCAGGUGUGGGAUGGUUCAGGUCCUGGAGAACAGCCAACCGACUGCACUAGUACUUCAUGUUGUUGACCAACUUGUCCACGCUCGUCACAAAUGCAAUAUUGGCUGUUGCUACUGUCGUGUCUCUUAUCUAAUUAGUCUGCUGAAAUAUUGUGGUGUUAUUGUCUAAUUUUAAAUGAAGCAUGCGUUGCAGAUUAGCAAGGAAACCUGAAAAGAUAACAGCAAUCUUUAAUGUGCAAGAUACAGGUGUCAACAACAUACAGUAAUAUUUAAAAAAACAUAGUUUAACAUCGCUCUGUCUUGGCAUGGAUAAAAACAGUUACUAUUUACAAAUCCUGUAGAGCCAUUAACAGGCUAUUUGUGGUGAAGUUUUUCUAACUCAUUCCUAUGUUGUUUCUACUCAUCUCCCAGACUCUCAAGCUCCAUAAAAUUAGUGCCAAAUGUUGGACAAUAUGUCCUGAUCGUAUAUCAAAAGGGAGGUGAGAAUUUAGAACGAACACAAUGUGGUUCCCUAUUCAUCAAUACUGACCAGGGACAUUGAAAUUGAUUGAUUAUUCUGAUGAAUAAUGUUCCUGGCUGGCUGGUUACUCAGUAAUGUCCUGCCUGGGCCACAUGGGCCUGGAUUAAUGUCAUUUAAAUCUAAACUAUAACUGAAAUGCAUAUUUAGUGCAAUUACCUCACAAUUAAGGCUAUGUAUAACCAUUCAAGUGAUUCUUUGUGGGCGUGUUUUUAAGUACAACAAUGAUUGCUAUGACCAACUACAAUUAAGCACUUAAUCUUAUUUACGGAGAUGGAAAGAAUCAGCAAUGAAAACUAUUUUGGAGUGUCAGUUGAGUAUUGCAGAGUCAGUUUGGUGGCCCUCACCGCCUGCUCUCCAGCUGAGUCAGCCUGUGCUCUCUGCCCUGAACAUGCUCCGCCCCCACUCUCCGAGCUGUUUCCAUGGCAGUGAUGUCGAGGUGGGCGUACUUGAUGGAGCCCGCUUCUGGUCAGUGAAGGACGAGAGAAGGGAAGACAUUUGCAUUAUGUCAUCUGGAACCUAAAAUUGUCGCAUGCAUUGUUCAGUUACUUUGACCCUGUAUUAACUUUAUUGGUAGAGCUGGAGUAUAACUUUAACCCAUUCAUUAAACUACUGAAACUGCGGUGCUUUGCCAAUUCACAACAUAGAAUUGUAUAUGUUUUAGCCUAUUAUAAAUUGGUCCAUUUUCAUAGUCUAAAAAGAUCAUUGAUGUUUGUUUUUCAUGAAUAAAUAGUUUCUCCCCAUUUUUUCAGUUUAAUGGUCUGUCCCUCCUUCAAAUCUGCAAAUAAAACGCCAUGUAAGCAGAUAAGCUGCAAAGCAGAAUGCUCUCAAUCAAAUGUAGGUGUCAUGUCAUCUAUUUCUUAGUCAGUGAAUAAAAAAUAAAAGACA